Messenger RNA from Pongo pygmaeus (Bornean orangutan), 1333 nucleotides. It is a transcript of the gene FDCSP, whose product is annotated as follicular dendritic cell secreted protein. Lineage: Eukaryota; Metazoa; Chordata; Mammalia; Primates; Hominidae. The record is from RefSeq and is a predicted model, not a curated record. The transcript is spliced from 5 exons. The coding region runs from base 102 to 359 and encodes 85 amino acids.
UAUUCCUUUGAGUAUAUAAAACAGCUACAAUAUUCCAGGGCCAGUCACUUGCCAUUUCUCAUAACAGCGUCAGAGAGAAAGAACUGACUGAAACGUUUGAGAUGAAGAAAGUUCUCCUUCUGAUCACAGCCAUCUUGGCAGUGGCUGCUGGUUUCCCAGUCUCUCAAGACCAGGAACGAGAAAAAAGAAGCAUCAGUGACAGUGAUGAAUUAUCUUCAGGGGUUUUUGUGUUCCCUUUCCCAUAUCCAUUUCGCCCAUUUCCACCAAUUCCAUUUCCAAGAUAUCCAUGGUUUAGACGUAAUUUUCCUAUUCCAAUACCUGAAUCUGCCCCUAAAACUCCCCUUCCUAGCGAAAAGUAAACAAGAAGGAAAAGUCACGAUAAAAUUGAAGAUGAAAUACCUGGUCACCUAAAAUUAAAUGUGAGCCACUUCCUUGAAGAAUCAAAAUUCCCGUUAAUAAAAGAAAAGCAAAUGUAAUUGAAAUAGCACACAGCAUUCUCUAGUCAAUAUCUUUAGUGAUCUUCUUUAAUAAACACGAAAGCAAAGAUCUUGGUUUCUUAAUUUCCACAAAUUCCAUGAUUAGUACUCAAUUUGUUUUCAAUCUUCAGCAAUCCCCUGAAGAAGGAAGAGGUGGCAGGUGGUGAUAAAAAUAAACUGUCCUACAGCAUGUGACAAAAGUCAUCCAACAAGAUUCUACUUGCACAAUAAGCCUUUCAGUGGGUCAGAAUGACUGCCUUUGUCUCCAUAAGUUGAUUAUCAGGAAAUUAGAAAAAUUCUCUUUGAAUAAAGAUUAUGUUUCUUCAUCUUAAGUUUAAAUUGUUCAUAGCUGAGACCCUUAGCAUCAAUAAUGGAAAUUCUGCCACCAUUCAUCCAUAACUGGCUACAAAUCAAAGUCAGCCUAAUGAGCCACUUGGCACUUGAGUAGGGAAAUGGCUGACUGCCUUGGUCACUUUCAGGGAUUACAGGUACCUCAAACAUUUAAAUAUUUAUUGGUAUUAAAGUCAGUGAUCCCAAUUAAAAUAUGGGAAAGACAGUAAGAAAACCAAACAGUCAUCAAUAUAAUUUGGUAAAUUAAUUUCAUAGGCAUUGUUUCCUAACCUUACGGCUGAUAGAUUGGAGGCAACUGCAUGACCCAGGAGAGGCAGUCAUGGGAAAAUAAGACAGAGGGGCAGAGAGAACAAAGGCAAUCAGAGCCCUGAAGAGGGGCCAAAGACAAAUGGUUGCUCUGAAAGAUGGAAGAGUCAGCUCUGCAAGUAAUCUACUGUGCCACUAAUCUACUAUCUAAUCUAAUCUAUCCCACUUUUUUGUUUCAUUAAAAGUCUUUGACAUCUCUC